CAGUGUGAGAGUGUCAGUAGAUGAUCAGCAGAGGAAAGUGAGAGCUGCUGUGAGCUGAUGUCCUGAAGGGCUUUUAAAGAGUCUCUGAGUUUGACAGGAACAUGAAGAUGUUUGUGGUGUUUGUGAUCCUCCUGCACGUUUCCCAGCAUGCCAUCUCCACAGUGGUAGAGGUGUAUGAGGGGGAAUUAUCUGUCCUGUUGACUUGCAAGUACUCAGGUUUUACACCUGAAAACCCCACAGUGCUGUGGACUCGCAAUGAUCUCAACCCCAAAUCUGUCCACCUACAACGAGAAGCAACAGAUGAUCUUAAAGGGCAAAACCAGCGUUACAGAGGGCGCACAUCAAUGAGGUCUGAUGCUCUGGACACUUUAGACUUCAGCCUCACUCUGAGAAAACCAACAAAGACUGAUAGCGGCACCUACACCUGCUCCAUCGGAAAUGAAAGAAAUGAACUGAAACUGACAGACAUACAGCUGCAUGUCAAAGGCGAGCAGGUGGAGGUAAAGGUGGAGGAAGGGUCAGAGUCUGUGAUCCUGCCCUGCAAAACAACACCUGACCUGGCUGAGGACACCACAGUGGAGUGGACUCACUCUGACCCUGAACUGAUGGUGGCCCAAGUGCAUUCAAACAAUAGUGAUCACCCGAAACAGCUGGACAACCUUUACUGCGGCCGCGGAAAAAUGAACAAAGACCUGCUGAGAACUGGAGACCUCAGUCUGACCCUGAAAUACCCCACAGAGAGAGACAGUGGAGGAUACAUCUGCACCAUCUACAGGGACAAAGACAUCCUGAGACAGAAAGUAGUGCUGCAGGUCAAAGAACGGUUUCCAUCCUGGGCCAAAGCUCUCCUGGUUCUUCUGGUUCUUCUUGUGGUUUCUGGAGGUCUCAUAUACUAUUUGCGGCACUAUUUCAAGCCAGUUUACCAGGUGGGGGUGGAUUCAGGGGUGGAGUGUAUCUUGCUGAUCUGCAAAACCACAGUUUGGCUGCCUAAAGACGCUAAAGUGGAGUGGAAGGACAAAAACAACAGGAAGGUCCACGUAUAUAAGAACGGCUCUGACCAGCCUGAAGAACAGGACGAUAAAUACAAGAACCGAACAAAGAUGAAGAGAAACUUACUGGAACCUGGAGACCUCAGUCUGACCCUGAAACACCCCACAGAUGGAGACAACUCCACCUACACCUGCACCGUCUACAGCAGGGAGGGAAACAUGCUGAUGAUGAAACAAGUGGAGCUAAAAGUCAAAGUCCCCCAGGUGGAGGUGGAUUCAGGGGUGGAGUCUGUCCAGCUGCCCCUCAACACCACACUUCACCUGCCUGAAGAUGUUAAAGUGGAGUGGAAGGAUAACAAUGCAAAGGUCCACGUGUAUAAGAACGGCUCUGACCAGCCUGAAGAACAGCACCAGGCUUACAGAGACCGAACGAAGAUGAAUGAAGACCUGCUGAAAACUGGAGACCUCAGUCUGACCCUGAAAUACCCCACAGAGAGAGACAACUCCACCUACACCUGCACCGUCUACAGCAGGGAGGGAAACAUCCUGCUGAAGAAACAAGUGAAGCUGAAAGUCAGAGGUCAGUGCUGUAGAUACAGGUCAAAGGUGAGAGGUCAGACUCAUGAUGGUGGUUCAGUCUCAAUGGGCUCCAUCCAAUAAUGUUACAGUGUUAGCAUGUCUGAUGUUUGUGGCUGUUUUGGUUUUUAUUUGAUUUCCAGCCAAAUGUAAAAGCUUCAGCAGAUGAACUGUAGGAGCAAAGUUCAUGUGUGAGACUUCAUCUGAAAGGUAACAUCUUCUAGUUUCUGAACAUGUGUUUGUUUAGCAUGUGGCUAAAACACAGGCUAAGCUAAGUCAGUUCAAAUCUCAGUAAAAACCUUCUUUGGUCCUCGUCUAUAAUCAGUCAUAUCUGAGUCACAAUAACUAGAAGAUGAUUUCUAGCAGAACUGUGAAAAUCUCCACAUCCUUUCUCCAUGUUAUCAUCCAAAGCUGUGUGAAGUUUCAGAGCUCUGCAGCUAACAGAGACUUUCAGUUUGCUGCUCUCUUCCUCUGACAGCUCCAUUCUUAGGGAGCGUUAGUUCUCUGUUUCACUUUAUUCCACUUAUUCAGUCUGAUGCUCUCUGAUCUGUUUCUCUUGUUUAGUGUCUUAAAUGCUGCCAGUGCCUCUCUUUGCUUUAACCAACCUUUCUCUUUAUUUCUGAGCUUUUUAAGGACUUUAACUGAUGCAUC
This is a messenger RNA of Oreochromis aureus, 2216 nucleotides long. RefSeq lists its product as uncharacterized. NCBI's taxonomy places the organism in Eukaryota, Metazoa, Chordata, Actinopteri, Cichliformes, Cichlidae. Bases 102 to 1649 code for a protein of 515 amino acids. The transcript is spliced from 6 exons. The record is from RefSeq and is a predicted model, not a curated record.